AUGAAUUAUAUAUAAAAAUUUUUUGAAGACACUGAAAUUAUGGAUACUAAAAAAUCAUUUGAAGCAUUUAAUAAAUUUAAAGGCACAAUAAUAUUUGGCACAAAAGUUACAUUAAUUAUUUCUAUUAUGUUAGAAAGACAUAUUAAAUAUAUUAGGAACUCUAAGUUUAAUUAUAGCUUUGAUAAUUUUGUACUUAAUUUUUAUUUUUCCUGCAGCAUUAGAUUAUUAAUAUGAUCCUCUUGCAAUUAUAAUUAUAAUUUGCUGUAUACUACCUAUUAUAACACUAUUUAAUGUUACAAUGACAGGUUAAAGUUAAAUAUUAUUAUUCUUAGAACCUGGUGUUUUAUUAAGAGGAGAUUUACCUGAUCCUAAAUUAUAAUAAUAGUAAGAAGUUUAAAAAAUAGAAUAAACACCUUAAUAAAUUUAAAAUUGUUCUGAAUAAUAAAUUUAAAGUAUAUAAUAGCAUUAAAUUGUACAAAUGGCAGAAUCAUAAAAUUAAACUUUAUAGAAUCCUGAUUUGCCUAGUAUUUAUACAAUUCGAUAUUGUUCAACUUGUAAAAUAAUGAAACCUUCAAAAGCAUCUCAUUGUAUUUUUAGAUUUUAAUUAGGCAAACAUUGUAAUCAUUGUGUUGAUGGAUUUGAUCAUCAUUGUUUUUGGGUUGGCACUUGUAUAGGAAUUAGAAAUUGGAGAGCAUUUUUAUUAUUUUUACAAUCAUCUUUGCUUACUAUUAUUCUUUAUCUAUGUUAAUGUUGUUUAAAUUGUAAAUUUAUUAUCUAAUAUAUAAUAAGUGUAUAAAUAAUAUUUAGACAUUUAUGAACUCUGGAUUUUAAUGUUUAAACAAGCAAGUAUUCCAAUUAUAGUAUUUUAUGGGUUAUAUUUUUGUUGUGGUUGUUUUACUAAAUAAAAUUAUCUGAAUGCCAUAAUAUUAAUUAUUAUGUUUAUUCUUCCUAUUAUUUACUCAGCUGUUCUCAUAAAUAUUGUAGAUGAUUAUUAAAAUUAUAGAUAUUAUGAAAAUCCAUUUAUAACCAUAUUAAUAAUAAUUAUAGCCAUCACAUGUUUUAGUUUCCUUAUCCCUGUUAAUAGUCUCAAUUGUUAUUUUAUAUCAAAAGUUAACUUUUAAUAUAUUUUCAUAGGGGAAAACUGCUAAAUAGGCAAAAUCAGAAGAUUUUUUUUAUAUGAAAAAUAAGACUGUUACUUCUCCAAAAUAUACCAUUUCUGGAAUAUUUCGAAAUUUAUUGUACUUUUACACUUAUCCAAUACCUGCAAGCCGUUAUUCAAUAUGA
This is a messenger RNA of Paramecium sonneborni, 1284 nucleotides long. NCBI's taxonomy places the organism in Eukaryota, Ciliophora, Oligohymenophorea, Peniculida, Parameciidae. The record is from the annotation of a GenBank genome assembly.